Messenger RNA from Clupea harengus (Atlantic herring), 1784 nucleotides. It is a transcript of the gene sp5b, whose product is annotated as Sp5 transcription factor b. Gene Ontology annotation, molecular function: DNA-binding transcription factor activity, RNA polymerase II-specific; RNA polymerase II cis-regulatory region sequence-specific DNA binding. NCBI's taxonomy places the organism in Eukaryota, Metazoa, Chordata, Actinopteri, Clupeiformes, Clupeidae. The record is from RefSeq and is a predicted model, not a curated record. Gene Ontology annotation, biological process: regulation of transcription by RNA polymerase II.
CCCUCUUCAGUUGGUCCGGGGGUAUCUCGUGAGUUACAACAUUGGAACAGACUGAGUCACUCUGUGAUCAUUGGACAGCUUGUUAUUUUUUUUGUUGAAAAAUAUAUAAACGGGUCUAUAUUUCAAGGGUUUCGAACAGAAUACAAGACACAGGUGACCAUGGCAGCAGUGGAUGUAAUACGGAACGAUAUGCUUCAAGCUUUUCUCCAGGAUCGGACGCCGAACUCAUCACCGGAAACCAACAAACAUUCACCUCUUGCUCUUCUGGCUGCCACCUGUAACCGCAUUGGCCAUCACCAGAGUCCCAGCUCCGGAGAGUCUUUCCAAGUCCAGUAUUCCUAUGACACGACUCUGAGUUCUCCGUCAAGACUCUUCCAUCCAUGGAGUAACGAUGGCGUUACGCAGGGUCAUUUCACAAAUAAUUCCGCUUUGGGACUUUCUCCAAAAUCCCCCCUCUCCACACAUAUCCAGUCGUCCUUUUCUGCACAUCACGAACUUCCUCUUCCUCUCACCCCACCAGCAGACCCAGGAUAUUCCUAUGAUUUUUCACCGGUCAAGAUGCUGCCUUGCUCCAUGCAAUCACUGCAGGCAAGUUGCACGCCCACCUAUGUCCCGACUGUAACUUACACGCCUGCGACAGCGCCAAUCGCAUCUUCAAUGACAAGUUUUGUUCCAGGACAUGCGGGUCUGGUUCAUGGACAGCAAUCUAGACAUCUACCGCAGGCCACGGGGGAGGAUAUUCCAUGGUGGAGUUUACAGCAGGGAGCCCCUGUCAGUCAUUCCACGUCUUUCGCAGCGCACCGGUUCCCACUACAGCGGGGUUUGGUUUUGGGACACCCAGAGUUUGCGCACUACCAGACACAAAUCGCGGCUCUCUUUCAUUCCAAAUCGUCUCUCAGUGGCGCUCGCAGGUGUCGUAGGUGCAGGUGCCCCAACUGCCAAAACCCGAGCUCUUCCACUGAAGAGCCUGGAAAGAAAAAGCAACACAUCUGUCACAUUCCCGGUUGUGGAAAGGUUUACGGCAAAACUUCGCAUCUCAAAGCGCACUUACGUUGGCAUUCAGGUGAACGGCCGUUUGUGUGUAACUGGCUGUUCUGCGGGAAGAGCUUUACGCGCUCCGACGAGUUGCAGAGACACCUGCGCACGCACACGGGUGAGAAGCGCUUCUCCUGUCCGGACUGCUGCAAGCGCUUCAUGCGAAGCGACCACCUGGCCAAGCACGUGAAAACACACCAGGGCAAGAAGGGCAGAGUGCCACACCGAAUCGUCAGUCACGUGAAAAGGGAGGACACAAGAAACUACUGAAACAACUUUACACUAUACGGAUUUUAACGAAUUUCCUCUGUUUUCUUUGUACAAUAGCUGACAAAUGGAGAUAUGACAAGUAUGCCAUUACCCUGGCUGGAAAAAUUUCCUCCGAAGAAAUGCAACUUUUGGCUACAAAUUUGGCAGUAGGCUACUCUGUCUGUAGAAUACAACUGACGACAACGGCUUGAUUUGAUACUGAAAUGUGUCACGUAUUAUCAGUUUGUAAAUAAUAUUUGAAAGCUUUUGUUGAACAAAAGUAUAUGUAUCAUUUUAGCUCUUUCUGGGGCGGUAGGCCUAAUGCAUGCUGAACACAAAUAAAACUUUAUGAGUUCAUAAAGUAGCCCAAAUACCCGAAACUGAAUGGUUGAAUAACAAUAAAGUUACUUCGCUCAAAUGUAAACUAACUACGCAUUUCUCCUCAUGACAGCCACACCACAUGUAAGCUCUACCUGUUAAUAAAUUAACAUAUAUCAUUA